Megachile rotundata (alfalfa leafcutting bee) is the source of this 3227-nucleotide messenger RNA. Its product is annotated as probable G-protein coupled receptor B0563.6. The record is from RefSeq and is a predicted model, not a curated record. Lineage: Eukaryota; Metazoa; Arthropoda; Insecta; Hymenoptera; Megachilidae.
GCAACAUACUUUUGCUCUCGCUUCGUUUUGCGAUAGAUAUUUUUCUCGGACUCGAUAUCCGAAACACGUUUUCGAUGGUCGCUGAAAAAGAAUGUUUUGUUCGUAGGUAAAUGCUCGGGAAUCGACUGGUCAAAUUGUCCAGAAGAGCACGUUCGGAUUCUUCGGUAAAAUAAAAACGAAAGCGAACUCUCAAACGUUCCUCGGAGACAACCGAUCGACGAACAGCGAUCCGUCAGGAUUUUUCGAUCGCCCAUACUACGGUAAUAAACGUGAAGCGAGCGUUGCACCUGUUGCGUCGCGAACGGCUUUGCUGGUAAUCCGGCGAGAUCGUUCGUUCGAAAACGGCUUAAGCGUCGCGUGGGAGUACAAAGGAGUGCCCGAUAACACUGGAGCAACGAGAGAGCAGCGGAAAACGCGGUGACGACAGGCGUUGCUUUCGCGGCACGUGAGAUCAAACGGAUACUUCGAUUCGCAACCGGAAAAGGUGUAAAACCGCGGCAGAAAGAAAAGAAUAGAGAGCGAGGGGACAGACAAGAUGAUGAUGGACGCGGCGAACGGAACGAAAACGGAAUCGUGCUUUCGGCUGGAAGAUCUGGAGGAUCCUCGAACGCCGUUUCUGCGACGAAUCAGCUACGGCAUUAUCCUGCCUGCCAUCUGUUGCUUGGGAAUCGUUGGGAAUAUUUUAAACUUGGUCGUCCUUACCAGACGCAACAUGCAAGGAACCGUUUACAUCUACAUGAGAGGUUACUCGGCAGCGGCGCUUCUCGCGAUUUUUUUCUGCAUCCCUUUCGCGCUGAGGGUUCUUAUUCACCAGGAAACAGGCCAAUGGAGUAAUUGGCCUCAAGCCUUUUACCAUGCUCAUCUCGAGCUUUUCCUCGGAAACGGUUGUUUAGGAGUCGGAGUGAUGAUGUUGCUGGCGUUAACCGUGGAGCGUUACGUUAGCGUUUGCCGGCCUGGUCAGCACACUCGUCCACUCUGCGGUCCUCCACAUUUAACGGUGGCCGUCAUUUCCUUGGCAACGUUUAUCGUUUAUCUGCCGAGCGCGUUCCGAGCGCAAAUUACGACCUGUCUCCUCGAACCUGGAGGCCCCGUCGUUUAUCAAAAGAGGGAAAACCAAUUGUACCUCGACUCGAUGUUUCAUCAAGUGUACAAAGUGGUGCUGGAGAUCAUUUUCAAAGUGGUGCCAGCGAUUCUAUUGGCUGGCUUCAAUCUCCGCAUCAUGGUAGCCUACAGAAGAUCUUGCGAGCGUCGCCGACGAACGACUCUAGCCAGGACUGCCAGCAACGGCGUGGACUCGAGGACGUUCGCGGAGGAACGGAGGCUGGUCCUGUUGUUGGGCAGCACUAACAUCUUAUUCGUCGUUUGCGUCAGUCCCAUGGUAAUUCUCAACAUCACCUUACGGGAGAGUAAUCUCAAUAAUUACGCUUAUCAGGUGUUCCGUGCAAUAGCAAACUUUUUGGAGGUAAUCAAUUAUUCCAUCACGUUCUAUAUCUACUGUUGGUUCUCGGAAGAUUUCCGAAACACGUUGAUUCGCACGUUGCAAUGGCCUUGGGGGAAGAGCAGCAAGGGAAGAAGAGGACUUCCAAUUAAACGUUCUCCUCUGCCUCAGGCAACCAUCACCACUGCAACAAUAACCGACGCGACUCCUGGACAUUUCACGCGUGCCAACUUUUAGUUUCCGGCAAACGCGUGAAAAAGGUUACAAGGCGCCAGAUUGAUCUCUGCCUUUUUAACUUUGCAGAGUUCAAAGAGAAACGUUCGCCUAGUCGUAGAUAGUUGGAAAACGAGUAGAGGUUUUUGUCCAAUUUCUUUCGCGGACGAUCGCAAAGGUUACUUCAGUGUGUAGCAUGAAUUUAUGUACUUCCUCCAGACACGUUUUACCGUAACACGAUAUCGAACAGAAGGCUAGACGCGGAACUACGAUUACGAUAUCUCCACAAAUAUUGACGCGUUUUAUGGAUCGGUCAGCAAUAUUUGGUCCUCGCGAUAUCGGGCAAACGUUCCUCACACGAAAACGUUCCAAGAGCUAUGUACGUGAUUUUCGGCGAGGUCCUCUUCGACGUUGUAAAUAUUCCUGUGUAACGCGUGGGAACUUUGUCGGUGAAUGCGAAAUCGCGAGGACAACGAAGAUGAUCGUAAUCCUGUUUCGCGGUGCUUUCGAGUUAACUUUCAUCGUUGCCGAAUUAGAAAUUAUCUGAAGAUGAAAGAUUCGAGAAUACUGCCUCGUUUUUCGAGAAUACUGCCUCGUUUUUCGAGAAUACUGCCUCCUUCCUAGCUGUGAAAAACACGUUGACAAAUAUGUACCGAAGCCGCGCCAGAGGAGAUCGUUUCGCGAUUUUCGACGCAAAACACGUUCGUUUCGAAAGAGCUACGACACACGAACGAAACAAACUCGCGGAAAAUUUUAGAACCGAUUUGAAGAAAUGUGAAGGACAAUAAGAUUUACAAUUAGUCGCACGCGCGCGAUUCUUAAUAUUCUUAAUAUUCUUAAUGCGAUGAAAAUUCUUGGAAUAUCGAACGAAUCUUUUAACUUUUAAACAUAGACGGAAUCUAUUGCGUCUCUAAUUCGAGCGACGAUUUAAUUUUUCACCGAUAUGAGUAUCGGGUAUUCGUCUAAAACUGCUCGCAUCUCGCAGAUCGGACGAAUGGUAGCCUUCACACCGACAAUCUUUCAUUAAAAUUCAUUUCGUGUAGAGCGAAAACGCGAACAGUAGAUGAUACGAAUUUGGCGAAAACCGCGAACUCGGUAAUCUCGAAUCUCGAGUUUCGUAUGGGCUUGGUACCUACACGUUAACCUUUUACGCUUUGACUGCCAACUUGGACGAGUUUAAGAGUUAAUUGAUAACGCGAAUUCAAUAAAUGUUUGUAUUAUUUAUGCUUCUUUAAAGGAGGUACAGUAUUACCUCGAAACAAGCAACACGCUUGGGACCGGCCAGUUGCUUAUUUCGAGGGUGGUAUGCUAUUCGGCUUGCCUUUGUUCCCGAGCGCGCCGACGGUAGCGGUAAACUAUAAAGUAAUCGGUCGAGCAGCGAUGUUAUUCUUUCGACGAGGACAGAACAUAACAUGCUUUCCCUUUUCAAUACUAGUAAAAAUUCGCGAAUGGAACAUGUACAUAAUACAUAUUGCCUCGAAACAGGCAACAGUUUCGAGCCUCGAAAUUAGCAACUGGCCGAUCCCGAGCGAGUUGCUUGUUACGAAUCAAUGUAGAAUCAAAUGAAUGGAUCACG